AUGUCGAGUCCAGUCAACCCAAACAAUGACCCCAACAUCGGUUCAUCCCGGGGCAAUGCCUCCUCCACCUCGGGCCAGAUCGCCGGCGACCUCACCGGCGAUGGUGGCUCGUCGGCCUCGGCUCUGACGAUGACCCUGAUUCCGGCCUUGAUCUAUGCGCUGUUUUGGUUUGCUCUCUUCCUCCUUUUUCGACGAACACAGCGUCGAUGGUACGCUCCACGAUCUCAUUUACCCGAUCUACAUGAACACCAACGGAGUCCCGAAUUGCCUUCGGGAUGGGUCAACUGGUUCGGCACAUUCUUCAAGAUCGAAGACAACCAUGUACUACAUCAUUCCUCUCUCGAUGGGUACCUCUUUUUGCGCUUUCUGCGAGUCCUCUGUGCGAUAUGCUUCUUCGGCUGUUUGAUUUCAUGGCCGAUUCUGCUGCCCAUCCAUGCCACAGGCGGCGCUGGCAACACCCAGCUCAACAUGCUCAGUUUCAGCAACGUCACAAACCCUACCAAAUAUUACGCAAACGUGUUUGUGGCCCUGGUAUUCUUCACGUUCGUGUUCUAUAUCGUUGUCCGAGAGAGUCUCUACUACGCACAUCUUCGCCAGGCCUACCUAAACUCACCGGCCUACGCUUCUCGAAUCUCCUCGAGAACUGUCCUGUUCAUGUCUGUACCGGAUGACUACAAAAAUGAAAAGAAGCUGCAGCAGGUAUUCGGCGACUGCAUUCGUCGCGUUUGGAUCACAUCGGACUGCGAAGAGCUGGACAAGCUCGUCGACGAGCGAGACAAACUGGCCUUCAAUCUUGAAACUGCGGAAACGAAGCUGAUUCGACGAGCGAACAAAGCUCGAAUUAAGACUCUCCGGACUGGGGAAUGUUCAUCGGACACCUGCCUCGACUGCGAGUCAAGCAAUCCUGCCGGCUCCCACACAGUCAAGCGACCGACACAUCGACUGAAAUUUAUUUUUGGCAAAAAGGUGGACUCGAUUCACUGGUACCGAUCGGAACUGGUUAGAGUGACUAAAGAGGUGGAGGCCCUCCAACGAAGGCACCAAAAUGGCGAAGCCAAACAGCUGUCCGCGAUGUUUAUCGAAUUCAAUUCCCAAUCCGACGCCCAGAUUUCCCUGCAAACCCUUGCACACCAUCGACCCUUCCACAUGGCACCUCGCUUCAUUGGGGUAUCUCCGCGGGAAGUUGUCUGGGGGGCGUUAAAUCUAAGCUGGUGGCAACGAAUUGUCCGGAGAUUUGCUGUUCAAGGAGCCCUUGGAGCUCUGGUGAUCUUUUGGUCAUUCCCGGCGGCCAUUGUGGGGACCCUCUCGAACAUCACCUAUCUUUCCAACUUGAUUCCGUUCCUCCGGUUUAUCCGUCACCUGCCCAAUCUGGUCAAGGGGGCCAUCGAAGGUCUACUGCCCUCCGCGGCUCUUGUGGCCUUGAUGUCGUUGGUGCCGAUCAUCUGCCGAAUUGGCGCAAAGCGUGCCGGCGUGCCGUCGUUGGCGCGGGUUGAACUGUUCACACAGAGCGCCUACUUUGUCUUCCAGGUCGUGCAGGUGUUCUUGGUGACAACCCUGACAUCUGCUGCAUCUGCUGCGACAACACAGAUUAUCAAGAAUCCUCUUUCGGCAAAGGAUCUCCUGGCGCAGAAUUUGCCCAAAGCCACCAAUUUCUACAUCUCUUACUUCUUGCUCCAGGGAUUGAGUUUGAGCUCAAUGGCACUCGUACAGAUUGCGAGUGCCCUAGUGUUCAAAUUUAUCACCACUUUUUUCGCCUAUUCGCCGCGCCGUCUUUAUCAGAAAUGGGCUCAGCUCGUUACUCUGAGCUGGGGCAAUGUUUUCCCUGUUUUCACCAAUAUGGGUGUGAUCGCAUUAACUUACUCCUGUAUCGCGCCGUUGAUUCUGGGCUUUGCUUUCAUCGGCCUGUACCUUGUCUACCAGGCCUACCGAUAUAACUUUUUCUUCGUUUACGAUAUCGAGAUUGAUACCAAGGGACUGGUCUAUCCACGCGCGUUGCAGCACCUGUUGACUGGUCUCUACCUCGCUGAAGUCUGUAUGAUCGGCCUGUUUGCCAUCAAAAGUGCGAUCGGCCCGGUUAUUAUUAUGGUCCUCUUCCUCAUUGGCAUCGUCUUGGCCCACAUCUCCCUUAACGAAGCUCUCGCCCCGCUGAACACAUUCCUGCCUCGGUCUCUCGACGCCGAAGAGGAGCUUCUUCUGGACAAGGAGGAUGCCCAGGCCGAAAUCAACGAGAUCAAUGCCCAGCGCCGCUCGCGAAUCUUGGCAUUUUGGAAAUGGUUCCACCCGAACAUGUACAAAGAUUUUGCGGCGAUGCGUCGAAAAGUGCGACGCAACGUUGCCGCGGUCGAUUACACUGAAGAAGAGAUGCGCACGGCCUAUUUUGAGCCCAGCGUAGCGUCUCCCAAUCCUACUCUUUGGAUCCCCCGUGACAGGUGGGGAUUUAGUCGGCAUGAGAUUAUGGAGACAGAUCCUGCCAUUCAAAUCACGGACGAAGGAGCCCACCUCAACGAGAAAAACAAAAUCGUGUGGGACAAAUACGAUCCCCAUCUUCCGCUGCGAGAACGGAAGACGCUGUAUUGA
Penicillium cinerascens is the source of this 2577-nucleotide messenger RNA. RefSeq lists its product as uncharacterized. Gene Ontology annotation, molecular function: calcium-activated cation channel activity. The record is from RefSeq and is a predicted model, not a curated record. NCBI's taxonomy places the organism in Eukaryota, Fungi, Ascomycota, Eurotiomycetes, Eurotiales, Aspergillaceae. The transcript has 5 exons. Gene Ontology annotation, cellular component: plasma membrane. Bases 1 to 2577 code for a protein of 858 amino acids.